This is a messenger RNA of Sclerotinia sclerotiorum 1980 UF-70, 303 nucleotides long. RefSeq lists its product with no specific name. The record is from RefSeq and is a predicted model, not a curated record. Lineage: Eukaryota; Fungi; Ascomycota; Leotiomycetes; Helotiales; Sclerotiniaceae. Gene Ontology annotation, molecular function: long-chain fatty acyl-CoA binding. Bases 1 to 303 code for a protein of 100 amino acids. Gene Ontology annotation, biological process: fatty acid metabolic process. The transcript is spliced from 3 exons.
AUGUCCGCAUUCGAUACCGCAGUUGCUGAUUCAGGAAAGCUUACGAGUAAGCCUGGAUCUGAUGAUUUGCUCGAGCUUUACAGUUUGUACAAGGUCGCCAAUGGUGAUGAUAUCUCCAAGGCUGAGGCUCCAGGAAUGUUUGAUAUUAAGGGUAAAGCCAAAAAGAAGGCGUGGCAAGAAAAAGUCGACUCGGGAAUCACAGCCGAGGAAGCCAAAGAAAAAUACGUUGCUAAAGUCGAGGAAUUAAAGCAAUCAUGUGGUUAUGAUGCCAACAAGGUUCCUGAAUCUGUUGGUGGAAAAUAG